CAGUGCCCCCGCUCCGCUUCCUGCGCUCCCGUUCGCAGUGCCCCCGCUCCGCUUCCUGCGCUCCCGUUCGCAGUGCCCGCUCCCCCUUCCUGCGCUCCCGUUCGUAGUGCCCCCGCUCCGCUUCCUGCGCUCCCGUUCGCAGUGCCCGCUCCCGCUUCCCGCGCUCCCGCUUCCCGCGCUCCCGCCGCCCGGCCAUGCCGUUCUCGGCGCAGCCGCCCGCCAGCGGCGAGCGCUACGCGCUGUCCGCCAGCCUGGACAAUGCCCGGCACCUGUCCAGCCUCCUGCGGGCCGUGCACUUCCAGGACCACGCCACCUGCCUCGCCACGGCCAGCGGGCUGCGCGUCACCGUGGAGGAUGCCAAGUGUAUCCAGGCCAACGCCUUCAUCCAGGCAGAAAUUUUUCAGGAAUUUUCCGUUCAGGAGGAGUCUGUGAUGUUCCGGAUCAGUUUGUCUGUUCUUCUGGACUGCCUCACCAUUUUUGGAACCAGCUCCUUGCCAGGAACAUCAACGGCCCUUAGAUUGUGUUACCGUGGCUAUGGGGAUCCCCUGAUGCUGUUCUUGGAAGAAGGAGGAGUAGUAACAGUGUGCAAAAUCAACACUCAAGAACCUGAGGAGUUGUUAGAUUUUGAUUUCUGCAGUACAAAUGUUGUUAAUAAAAUUAUCCUGCAGUCGGAGGGACUGCGAGAAGCAUUUGCUGAACUGGAUAUGACCAGUGAAGUUCUGCAGAUUACCAUGUCUCCUGAUAAACCCUACUUCAGGUUAUCCACUUUUGGAAAUGCUGGAAGUGCACAUCUAGACUACCCUAGGGACUCUGAUUUGAUGGAAGCAUUCCACUGUAACCAGACCCAGACAAACAGGUACAAGAUUUCUUUGCUUAAACCAUCCACAAAGGCAUUGGCUUUGUCUUGUAAAGUGUCCAUUCGAACAGAUGCUCAAGGAUUUCUUUCACUGCAGUAUAUGAUUAGGAAUGAAGAUGGACAGAUCUGUUUUGUGGAGUACUAUUGUUGCCCUGAUGAGAACAUCACUGAAGCAGAACUGUAGGUGUGUAGGUGUGCUGGCAUCUGUAAUAUAUUUUUGGUUAUAUAAAAUAUUGUAUUUUUUUACAAAACUAAAUGAAAGCUGUAAAGUUUGAUGGAGUUAAUAUUGUCUUUAUUUUUUAACUCUGGACUAAGAAAGCUGAAAAUUUUCAUUUUCUUCCACUGCAAACAUUUCUUAACAUUGACUCAAACUGAAACUGAAAAAGCAGAAAGGGGAGUUGAUGUCCUAUAGUCCCUGCUUCCAACAGAGAUUUUAAAGUACUGUUUGUGUAAUACAUUGAUGCUUUCUGCAGUGUUCUCCAAGAAUUUUUGUUUGUGUUAUGUUUUUUUGUCUUUGGCUUCUAGUAAGCAAUUACACAGGGGAAAAUCUGAAUACUAGUUGUAUAUUAGCCAGAUAACUUUCAGUGACUUAAAACCACAUUUGUCUUGAAAGAGAACAACAUUUUCAAACUCUUAAUAGUAGCAGGUGGUUUCUUGCUGGCAAAUGCUGCUAUGUUUUGUCAGUGAAGCCACUAGGCUUCUCCUCAUCUUGAUUAAUUCUUAAUAUAACUCAACUCCUUGGAAUUCCAUCUGACAGCAAUUUACCAUUUUGUCUGCACACUGAUGUUGAAUUGGUAAAUUGAUGUAGAAGCCAGAAUUUACUUACUGAUUACUCUUAACUGUUCUGGCAAUGUCAUUGCUUUGGGUCAGGAGUUUGUUACACAUCUGCAGGAAUGCUGCAGCUGAUCUGUUUCUGUGUAUUCACGUCUCUGUUCCUACUCUGCUGCUCUCUGCUAGUGGUGUUAAGAAUCCUAAGAGAGAAAAGUUCCCUCUUGAAAAUUUUUUAUGAAAUUGGUUUGCCUUCUCAGUGGCCUUUUUCAGCAACGGGAGUCGCUGCUAAACUGCAGCAGGGGAAUAUCUGCCUGUGUCCAUGGAGUGGUAUUCAAAUCACUGCUAAAAAGGUGGCUGAUCUAUGCUCACUGAAAAGAGAGUGUAGUUCCUGGGCAGUUUUCUGCAGUGUCCCACCUCCAGAGCAGCAGAUGGGUUGUUUUAGGUCAAAAGUCCACUUGUCCUUGCACACCAACCAACCUGCUCAGAAUGGGAAGUACCUGGGAGCAGCCAGGCACUGGACAGGAUGCAGAGACUGAGCCCUGCCUGCCUCUCUGCUGUGGGAUGUGAUCAAAAAGUCAGGACUCUGCUGGUGGUUUCUGCAGCUUUAGACUCUGGUCAAGUUUUGUUGUCUGUCAGAUGAGGUCUUGCUUUGUUUUCUAUGGAAAACAGUGUGUUCAUAUGUUACCAAAUUGAUUGCUCCACAGUUCAACAGAAUCCUUUGGGUUCAAGUUUAAAAUGUUUUUGUGGAUAAUUUUUCACCUCUUGCUUAUGCCAGAAAGAGUAUACUUUUGGAGUACACAGUGUUAUCUGUUCAUUUUUGUUGUUUUUUGUGCAAAUCAUCCAUUUAUUGCAAUAAAGCUUACAAUAAAGUUAA
Messenger RNA from Pyrgilauda ruficollis (rufous-necked snowfinch), 2501 nucleotides. RefSeq names its product RAD1 checkpoint DNA exonuclease (gene RAD1). Bases 195 to 1040 code for a protein of 281 amino acids. The record is from RefSeq and is a predicted model, not a curated record. Gene Ontology annotation, cellular component: nucleus; checkpoint clamp complex. Gene Ontology annotation, biological process: DNA repair; DNA damage checkpoint signaling. Gene Ontology annotation, molecular function: 3'-5' exonuclease activity. The transcript has 5 exons. NCBI's taxonomy places the organism in Eukaryota, Metazoa, Chordata, Aves, Passeriformes, Passeridae.